AUGGAUCUCAGACUUCGCUUCAGCCGCUCCGUCAGCAAGACAGAGAUCUCCUCAGUCGGCAUCUCCCCAUUAACCUCAGCAGCCUUCGCAAUCUACACAGCAGCACAAACAGCCCAAUCCUGGAUCGACGUCUUUGACCCCAAGAACGGAAACGGCUACUCCAAGACGAGCGGCUCUCGCGCUGUCUUCUCGGCUCAGGGGUCUCGUUUGGCGACUGUGAGAGAUUGGACUGUUCAGCUUCAGGGAGGUGUUGAUUUUCACCACUCCAGCACUGUUUUCCUAAGGGACUACGUGAGUGGGAAGACUGUGCACGAACUCAAGGAGGCUAAGGGCGAGCCUAUCGCUUGGAGCAGAGAUGGAAGGCUCAUUGCUGUUGGAGAGGCGAAGGAUCGUGUUGGAGUUUGGGAUGUCAAGAGUGGGACGCGAGUUGGAAGGGUUCUGAGCCACAUCGACGCAAUCACCCACGCUGCUUUCCUCCCUGAUUCUAGCCUUGUCACAGCCUCUCGCGAUGGAACACUAAGAAUCACCAACACGACGACUUGCAAGACGAUGCGCCGUCUCGAAAUCGAUGGGUCAAACAACCCCCGCGCUCUAGCCGUAAGCCCCAACGGCCGCCGCAUCGUUUCAGUCUGGGGAACAAACGUCCACAUCUGGAUCCCCUCAGCCAAUGACUUGACAUCCUACAAUCUCAACGCGGUGCGAAGCUGCGAGGGAUGGCCACUGGCUAUCUCGCCCGACUGCCGCUACAUGCUCUGCAGAACCGAGGACGGCUUUGACAUUAUGGAUGUUGCGACGGGAUCGGUCAUCUAUGAGGAGAUAAUGGAGGAGAUGGUAAUGUCUGGGGCUUUCGCUGAGGAUAGUAACAGCUUGGUGCUUGGAAGGAUGGACGGAGUUGUGGAAGUAAGGGAUGUUCUUGACAGGAGGGCUUGA
Molecule: messenger RNA, 930 nt
Organism: Fusarium coffeatum
Lineage: Eukaryota; Fungi; Ascomycota; Sordariomycetes; Hypocreales; Nectriaceae
Exons: 1
Coding region: 1-930 (309 amino acids)
Molecular function (GO): protein binding
Source: RefSeq, a predicted model, not a curated record